This is a messenger RNA of Mauremys reevesii (Reeves's turtle), 2397 nucleotides long. RefSeq names its product interferon-induced protein 44-like. The coding region runs from base 116 to 1471 and encodes 451 amino acids. The transcript has 7 exons. The record is from RefSeq and is a predicted model, not a curated record. NCBI's taxonomy places the organism in Eukaryota, Metazoa, Chordata, Testudines, Geoemydidae.
UUCACCACUACCUUCCAUCUUUGGUGAGUUGAGUUGAAUUAAAACUAAUAAUACAUUUUUCUUAUUGUUAUACUAGUAAUUGUAAAAUCUUUUCUGUCUUUUUAGAUUAAGAAGAAUGGCUGAUGUCAAAUCUAGAUUAACACAAGAUGAGGUAGAGCAACUGCAUCAUCUGUUGGGGAGCAGAAGCUUAAGUCUUCUCUAUAAAGCAAGCGUCCAUGGUUACAAUGCUUCUAUAUUUCAUGCCAAGUGUGAUGCACAAGGGCCAACUGUAGCAGUAGCAUAUAACGGAAGUGGUUAUGUUUUUGGAGGAUUUACAAAUCAGUGCUAUGUUUCAUCUGGAGGGUACAUAAGUGACGAGAAGGCUUUUCUCUUUAGAUUAAAAAGCAAAGAGGGUGUGCUCAGCCCACUAAAAAUUCCUGUUAAAACUGCAACAUCUGCUAUAUAUGACCAUAGUUCCAAUGGCCCUAAUUUUGGCGGUGGAGCACUGCAGUUGUUGGACCAAAAUGCAGCAGCAGCAGCAACAAGUUCUAACGACAACUACACAUUCAAUGUUGCUGACUUGCAUGGAAAUGAUCUAGGCCUUACAGAAUGUGAGGUGUAUCGAGUUGAAGAUAUUAGCAGUUUCCUGGAAUCUCCAUGGAGGAAGAUUACAUGGACAACUGAGGAAAGAGGGAAAAUAAUGGAGGAAAUCAGAUCUUACAAACCUUAUUUAAACUCAGUGCCACAGAUUCGGAUUUUGGUUCUUGGUCCAGUUGGAGCUGGGAAGUCCAGUUUUUUCAACUCUGUGAAUUCAGUUUUCCGAGGUUAUGUGACAAGCCAAGCCCUAGCGGGAUCUGAUAAUGCUAGCAUGACAACACAGUACAGGACUUACCCAGUUAAAGAUGGAAGCAAUGGCAAGCCUCUGCCUAUUAUCCUCUGUGACACAAUGGGCAUAGAAGAAAAAUCAGGAACAGGUCUGGAAAUUGAUGAAGUGUCCAACAUAAUAAAAGGCCAUGUUCCUGAUAGGUACCAGUUUAAUCCAGCUGCCACCCUUCGUCCAGAUUGUCCAGGCUAUAUCAAGACCCCUUCUCUGAAGGAUCAGAUUCAUUGUGUUGCAUUUGUUAUUGAUGGGUGCAAAAUUGAGAUUCUCCCUGAGAAACUGGAAGACAAGCUGAAACAGCUUCGAAAGAAAGUGAACCAGUUUGGGAUCCCACAACUGGUUUUGCUAACUAAAGUGGAUGAAAUUUGCUCUACUCUUGAAGAUGUCAAGUGUGUGUAUAAUAGCAAAGCUGUUGAGAAACAGAUGCGGAUAACUGCAGAGAAACUUGGAAUCCCUCUUGCUCAAAUUGUACCUGUUAAAAACUACUGCUCCGAGUUGGAUCUUUCGUGCGAUGUUGACAUCCUGUUACUUUCCGCCGUGAGGCAGCUUAUACGUUUAGCAGAAAGCUACCUUGACAAUUUCCCUUUUGAGAGGCCAAAGGAAGAGCUCUAACCUUGUUUACCUGUGACGCUGGAUAUUUUAUGUGCUAACCUUUUAAAAAUUCUGACAUCAGAAGUCAAAUCUGUUGCUGCCCUAAGCAGAUGCAACUCCAUUGACUUCAGUGGAGUUGCACUUGCUUAUGACAGUGGUGAAUUUGGCCCAAUGGUUCUAUAUCUUGUUAUUGCCUACGUAAGAUUAAUGGUAUUUUUGCAUGCAUCAAGGGAAGAAUAGAUUCUCCAGCUUUCAAGGUGGUAUCCCUUUAUUAAACAUUCCACAUUCUUAGUCUUCUCCUAACCUUCCAGUCAGAGACAGCCCUUUCCACUAAAAGAAUCAUUUGCAUAAACCUUUUAAGGAAUUGCCUAAAAAUAUUCCUUCCUCCACAUGCAUCCGACAAAGUGGGUAUGCACCCACAAAAGCUCAUGCUCCAAUAUGUCUGUUAGCCUAUAAGGUGCCACAGGACUCUUUGCUGCUUUUACAGAUCCAGACUAACACGGCUACUCCUCUGAUACCUUCCUCCUAGUAGUUCAUGCGAGUUGCUUGCUGCUAGUGCUAGUUGCUGUGCAUUCUAUAUGUUCUUUACUUUUAUUCUUUAAGUUUGUUAUGCUAUAUGUUAUACUAUAUAACAGUGACACUGGAACCUUUUUAAUAGUGGGGAUACUGAAAGCUAUACCCUUACUUUUAUCCACCCCUACCCCCUCAGAGCUGAGGCAGCCGGGACCCCAGGCGCAUGGGGCCGGGAGCCCGGACUUUGGGUGCAUGGGGCCGGCAGCCUGGAGCCUGGGGGUGCUGCAGCACCACCCGCACCCCUAGUUCCCGUGCCUACGCUAUAUCAUAAAGUAGUUUUCAUACCAACAUUUUAUAGCUACAAGCACAUAUGUGAAAAUUAAUAUUCACCUACAUGUUCAUAUUUCUCACUGCAGCCAUUAUAAAGAAUAGAG